Caenorhabditis briggsae is the source of this 1158-nucleotide messenger RNA. It is a transcript of the gene Cbr-vha-11, whose product is annotated as Protein CBR-VHA-11. Lineage: Eukaryota; Metazoa; Nematoda; Chromadorea; Rhabditida; Rhabditidae. The transcript is spliced from 6 exons. The coding region runs from base 1 to 1158 and encodes 385 amino acids. Gene Ontology annotation, cellular component: lysosomal membrane; vacuolar proton-transporting V-type ATPase, V1 domain. Gene Ontology annotation, molecular function: proton-transporting ATPase activity, rotational mechanism. Gene Ontology annotation, biological process: proton transmembrane transport. The record is from RefSeq and is a predicted model, not a curated record.
AUGUCGUCGGCGGCGACAUCCGGCGAGUACUGGCUCAUCUCGGUGCCCGGCGAGAAGGGAGCCAACGACGCGUGGGACAAGCUGAACCGGGCCACUGGCAAUAUUUCGACCAACUCGAAAUAUUUGAUUCCCGAUUUGAAGGUCGGAACCCUCGACCAACUCGUCGGCCUCUCUGACGAUUUGAGCAAGUUGGACACCUCGGCCGAGGGAGUUAUCCGCAAACUCGUGCAAUACUUCACCGAAGUGCUCGAAGAGGACAAGAGCAAGAUUGCCGAGAAUUUGGUCAUUGGAAAUAAGGACAUGAAGACAUACGUGACCAAAUUCCAAUGGGAAGGAGCCAAGUAUCCGUUGAAGCAGUCGCUUAAGGUGCUCAGCGAGAUCAUUGGCAAACAAAUCACCCAGAUUGAUAACGAUCUGAAGAUGAAGUCGUUGGCGUACAACAAUUUGAAGAACGCACUGGCUUCGAUGGAUCGUAAGACCACUGGAUCUCUGUUGACUAAGGAUUUGGCGGAUUUGGUCAAGGCUGAGGACUUUGUACUCAAUUCUGAGUAUUUGCAGACUAUCAUUGUCGUUGUACCGAAAAUCCUGGUCAAAGAAUGGGAAACCAAGUACGCGACACUGUCCUCGAUGGUCGUUCCAGGAUCGUCGAAGCUGCUUACCGAGGAAGGAGAGCACGCGUUGUACACCGUCACUCUCUUCAAGAAGGUCAUCGACGAGUUCAAGAAUAUCGCCCGCGAGAACAAAUUCAUCGUUCGUGACUUUGUCUACGAUGAGGAGACGUUGAAAGCAGGUCGAACGGAACGAGACAAGUUGUUGGCCGAGAAGCAGAAGCAGUACGCUCCACUGAUCCGUUGGUUGAAAAUCAAUUUCGGUGAGAUCUUCUCCGCCUACAUCCACAUCAAGGCUCUUCGCGUCUUCGUCGAGUCGGUGCUCCGCUACGGACUUCCAGUGAACUUCCAGGCGGCUGUCAUUGAGCCAGCGAAGGGACAAUCAAAGAAAUUGAGACAGGAACUACAGAAGUUGUAUAUUCAUUUGGAUGGCUCGGCUGCAGGACCUAUUGAUACCCUGGAAGACUCGCCAGCACUCAUGUCGCUCGGUGUCAACGAAUACUAUCCAUACGUCUUCUUCAAAUUGAAUAUCGAUUUUUCGAAUAAAUAA